AAAAUUGAGAAUGCCCUACGUUUUUAUCUAUAAAUUGAGCUCUACAUGUCUCAUAAGUUUCUUACAUCACAAAUACCCUUCCUCUCUUAUAAUUAAGAAUUGCUUCAACUAGUAUAUGCCAAUGAAGAGUCUCUCAUUUCUUGCAAGUCUAUCUCUCUUGGCUAUAACACUUCCAUUAGCCAUUUCUGAUCCAAGAAACGUUCAAGACUUCUGUGUCGGCGUAAACAGCUCAGCCAAUGGUGUGUUUGUGAACGGAAAGUUUUGCAAAGACCCAAAGCUCGCCACAGCAGAUGACUUCUUUUUCACAGGGCUCGCGGCAGGAGAGCCAACCGAUCAGGACCGAGCAAACAUCAGUUUAGUCUCUGCUGAUAAUUUUAUGGCUUUAAAUACCCUUGGAAUUUCAUUUGCCCGUGCAGAUUAUGCAGUGAACGGGGUGGAACCGCCUCACACCCAUCCACGUGCCAGCGAGUUCUUGGUUGUCACAGAAGGAACACUUGCGGUGGGUUUUGUCACGGCAGACCAAGAUGGAAACCGUCUCUUCUCAAAAACACUCCACCCAGGUGAUGUAUUUUUGUUUCCAGAGGGACUCAUCCAUUACCAAGCCAACAUUGGAAACGUCCCAGCAAUUGCAUUCACUGCUUUGAACAGCCAAAACCCAGGUCUUAGCACUACUGCUAACGCCGUGUUUGGGUGUAACCCGCCGAUAGACCCGGAUAUUCUUGCAAGGGCAUUCAAGUUGGAUCGUAGUAUUGUCGUGGAUCUACAGAAGAAAUUUACGACUCCUUCUUUUAGCGCUGUCUGAAUACGGGUGUCAUGUAUUAUCCAUCCCUACAUCAAUAAAGUUACAUCAGUAAUAACAAUAAAUAAGGGACAUGUAUCCAUCCGUACAUCAAUAAAGUGACAUCAGUAAGGAUAAUGUAUUUUCUUUUCUUUUUUUGUUAAAGCAUGUUUCAUUUUCUGCAGCAUUUAAAGUGUUCUUAUAUCUACGUAGUUUCAAACUAAGCAAUAGUAAUUUUAGAACCAUCAAGACUA
Thlaspi arvense is the source of this 1032-nucleotide messenger RNA. The record is from the annotation of a GenBank genome assembly. Lineage: Eukaryota; Viridiplantae; Streptophyta; Magnoliopsida; Brassicales; Brassicaceae.